Conger conger (European conger) is the source of this 1427-nucleotide messenger RNA. It is a transcript of the gene cops5, whose product is annotated as COP9 signalosome subunit 5. The coding region runs from base 226 to 1230 and encodes 334 amino acids. Gene Ontology annotation, biological process: protein deneddylation. The transcript has 8 exons. Gene Ontology annotation, molecular function: deNEDDylase activity; protein binding; metallopeptidase activity. The record is from RefSeq and is a predicted model, not a curated record. Gene Ontology annotation, cellular component: cytoplasm; COP9 signalosome. Lineage: Eukaryota; Metazoa; Chordata; Actinopteri; Anguilliformes; Congridae.
UCCACAGUUGUGGUACAGUCUACUGACAUGGAUGUUUUGGUUGUAUGUCGGCAAACCGGACCAAGCUAGCUAGCGGUUUAGCAAACUAAUGUAUAUUUUCAACAACUACAGUUGUUUACCUUCAUGGCACGUGGACACCUUUGCAUGUAAAGCCGUUUUGGAUAACUAGACAUUUACGCAUAUUUUACACAUUAGUGAAAAGAAGUUUAUUGAACGUUUGGAAAAAUGGCUGGUAGCAGCAUGGCCCAGAAGACCUGGGAGCUUUCUAACAGUAUGCAAGAAGUUCAGAGCAUAGAUGAAAUUUAUAAAUAUGACAAGAAACAACAACAGGAAAUUCUUGCGGCUAAACCAUGGACAAAAGACCACCACUAUUUCAAGUACUGCAAGAUUUCUGCGCUGGCACUGCUGAAAAUGGUGAUGCACGCCAGGUCCGGUGGGAAUUUGGAGGUGAUGGGGUUGAUGUUGGGGAAAGUGGACGGGGAGACUAUGAUGAUCAUGGACAGCUUCGCUCUGCCAGUGGAGGGCACCGAGACCCGUGUCAACGCGCAAGCAGCAGCCUACGAGUACAUGGCUGCGUACAUCGAGAAUGCCAAACAGGUUGGACGCCUAGAGAACGCCAUUGGCUGGUACCACAGUCACCCUGGCUACGGUUGCUGGCUGUCCGGCAUUGACGUCAGCACACAGAUGCUCAACCAGCAGUUCCAGGAGCCUUUUGUGGCAGUGGUAAUUGACCCAACCCGAACCAUCUCUGCUGGAAAAGUCAAUCUAGGAGCCUUCAGAACAUAUCCCAAGGGCUACAAGCCCCCAGACGAGGGACCUUCAGAGUACCAGACCAUUCCACUGAAUAAGAUCGAAGAUUUCGGUGUCCACUGCAAACAGUACUAUGCCUUGGAGGUGACGUAUUUCAAAUCAUCACUGGACCGCAAGCUGCUGGAGCUCCUUUGGAACAAAUACUGGGUGAACACCCUCAGCUCGUCAAGCCUGCUAACCAAUUCGGACUACACCACGGGCCAGGUGUUUGACCUGUCGGAGAAGCUGGAGCAGUCCGAGGCCCAGCUGGGGAGGGGCAGCUUCAUGCUGGGGCUGGACACCCACGACAGGAAGUCCGAGGACAAACUGGCCAAGGCCACACGAGACAGCUGCAAAACAACCAUAGAAGCAAUCCACGGUCUGAUGUCACAGGUUAUCAAAGAUAAACUCUUCAAUCAAAUCAACACUUCAGCCAACUGACCCCAUCUGAAAAAGGAACCCAUAGACAUGCUUCAUUGCAGACGCAAGCUUCCCCUUUUAAAUUUUGUUUUGUGGAUAUUCAUUGGAAAAAAACGCAACCAUCUGACUGGUAUUCAUCAGUAGCAUUUUUGUUUGAUUUAUGACAGAAAAUGCAUUUUCCUGCUGUAGUUCUGUAUCAAUAAAAUUAAGCUGUGUGA